CUGAAGAAGAAGUAACUGAGUAAAAUGGCUGAUGAUUGUGAAAAGCCAAUGUCUUCGCCAGGCAAUUAUGACGAAAAAGAUGAACAUACCGACGAAGAGGAGGACGAUUACCGUCCGAUGAUGAAAGGAAGGGGCAGAGGUGUUUUCAGGGGAGGACCUCCUGGCAGAGGUGGCCCUGGUCCUGGUGGGCCUGGUGGACCUGGAGGGCCCGGAGGACCUGGAGGUCCAGGUGGUCCUGGUGGUCCCCACGAUUUUGGACCACCACCUGGAGGGCCCGGCCCAGGCCCGCGUGGACCCCCUCCUGGAGGACCACAUGGACCACCCCCAAGAUUUAGGGGAAGAGGGUUCGGUCCCAGAGGGCCCCCUUUCAGAGGUCCACCUCCGCCACACUUCGGUGGUCCCAGAGGGCCUCGGUUUAGAGGUCAUCCUCCCUUUGACCCCAAUUGGGGACCUAUGCCGCCUCCUGGAAUGCAUCCCCAUCCUCAUAUGAUGGGACCACCACCUGGAAUGCCUCCUCCACCUCACAUGAUGGGUCACAUGGGAAUGCCACCACCUGGUCCUUACGGUCCACCGCCACCAGUUGGAUGUCCGCCGCCACAGCAGGGUGGUGGUGCUGGUCCCCAGCAGGGUCCACCACCGCAGGGUGGACCAGGGCAACAGCCUCAGCAACAGCAGCAGCAACCGCCACCACAGCAGCCGCAACAGCAGCAGCAGCCACAACAGCAACAGCAGCAGCCUCAACAGCAGCAAGGUCCCCCACAGCAGCCUCCUCAACAACAGCAACAGCAACAGCAGCAGCAACAGCAAGGCCCUCCACCUGGUCAUGGUCAUGGUGGACCUAUGCCCUCUCCCAUGAAUCCUCCUCCUAAUGUGAUGCCCGGUAUGGAUCUUAGUGGAGACAUCUGGGUUGAAACAAAAACUGGUGAAGGCAAGUCUUACUUUUAUAAUGCUCGGACCAGAGAGACAACAUGGACCAAACCCGAGGGCCCUAAUGUCAAAGUCAUCACACAAGAACAGGUUGAAGUGAUGGCCCAGCAAGCAGGAGUAAAUCAAGGUCAAGGUCCACCACCUCAGCAGCAGCAGCAAGGUCAUGCCCCAACACUUGGACCUCCGGGGGGACCUCCGCAUAAACCUGAUGGCGGUCCUGAUCAGCAAGGAGGGCCUCCACAUCAUGGACCACCUCAAGGCCCACCAGUGGGAGCUAUGCCAAAUACGAUGCAACCACCUCCAGGUAUGAUGCAAGGUCCUCCACCUGGCAUGCCACCUCCGUUCGGAGGCCCACCUCCACCACAUUUUGGUGGACCACCUCCAUUUGCCAUGCCUCCACCAGGAUUUCCAGGUCCUCCAGGUUAUGGCCCUCCUGGUUUUGGUGGAAUGCCUCCACCAGGACCUGCGUGGGGACCACCUCAAAUGGGUAUGGGGCCACCACCUCACCAACAACCGCCUCCUAUGGCAGCUGCCCCAAUGGCUCCUGGAAUGGGGCCGCCACCACCCCAUGCUAUGGUGCCUCCAAUGGCCGAUGAUCUUUCACAGAUUGACCCUGAAAUAGUAGCUCGAGCUUCAGAGUGGACUGAACACAAGGCUCCAGAUGGUCGUUCAUACUAUUACAAUGCUAAAGCAGGGGAGAGUGUAUGGGAGAAACCACAAGUUCUUAAGGAUUUAGAAACAGCAAAAUUAGCAGCAGCGCAGGGUGUCUCAACAGUGGCUAGUCCUGCAGCAAAUGCAGGUCCACUUCCGGUACCUGCUGCUGCUGCAGUGGCUGCAGCAGCUGCUGCUGCAGCAGCAGCUGCUGCUGCUGUUGUGCCAGCGACUGCUGUGCCUGCUCCAGUUGUGACCACUGUGGCUGCAACUCCAGUUGUGGCUCCUGUUGCUGCACCAACAAACUCUGUGGCUGCAGCAAAUGCUGUUCCAGCUGUGGUUGCUGCAGCCCCUGCAACUGAUCAUGUCACUCCAGAACAGACUGAUGCAGAAGCAGAAGCAACUCCAAAAGCUGCAGCUACUGCUGCAGCAGUGCAGGCGUCAGACACUGGUGCUUCUACUCAGCAGACAGCUGUCAAUGGAGAGGUUGAUGGAGAAGAUGAAAAGAAACUAGAAGAGAAAACAGCAGAAGAAAAGGCAGAAGAAGAAGCUGCUAGAAAGAAACGUGAAGAGGAGGAAGAAAAAGCUAAAGAAUUACAAAGGGCACAGGACAAAUCACGUCCUGUCUCAAGUACACCUGUUCCAGGAACCCCUUGGUGUGUGGUAUGGACAGGUGAUGGUAGAGUUUUUUUUUACAAUCCAUCCUCUCGUACAUCAGUCUGGGAGCGACCAGAUGAACUAUCUGGUCGUGCAGAUGUUGAUAAAAUGGUGGCCACACCUCCCGAGGCAGCAGGUGGCCCAUCAGCCUCAGCAUCAUCAGGCUCUACUUCUAACUCAGCUGCUGGCACCAAACGGUCUGGUUCACCAGCUAGUGAUGAUGCAGAGUCAACGCCAUCAAAAAAGAAGAAAGAUGACACUCCUACAAAAGAUGGGGAUAAAGAAGGAAAAGGUGAUAAGAAACUAAUAGAUAUUGGUAAGGAAGCUGCAAUUGAAGCAGAAGUGAGAGCUUCACGUGAACGAGCAGUUGUCCCGCUGGAGAUACGUAUCAAAUCGUUCAAAGAAAUGCUUGCAGAAAAAGAGGUUUCUGCCUUCAGCACGUGGGAAAAGGAACUACACAAGAUAGUUUUUGACCCACGCUACCUAUUGUUGACAUCAAAAGAAAGAAAACAAGUGUUUGAAAAAUAUGUGAAGGAACGAGCAGAAGAAGAACGCCGCGAAAAGCGCAACAAAAUGAAGGAACGCAAGGAUGAGUUUCGCAAGCUUAUGGAAGAAGCCAAUCUGCAUGGCAAAUCAUCAUUCAGUGACUUCGCUCAAAAGCAUGGGAAGGAUGAGCGUUUCAAGAAUAUUGAGAAAAUGCGUGAACGUGAGAGCUUAUUCAAUGAAUAUCUGCUGGAGGUUCGGAAGCGGGAAAAAGAGGAGAAGGUGAUGCGCCGUGAACAGGUGAAGCGGGACUUCAUGGCGUUGCUGCGGGAGCAUCCAGAGCUGGUUGACAGACAUGCACGCUGGCCGGAUGUGAAGAAGCGCCUGGAUAGUGACCCACGCUACAAAGCAGUAGAAUCUGGAUCUGUGCGGGAGGAUUGGUUUCGUGAGCACGUCCGGGCACUGAAGGAGGAGAGGAAACGAGAGAAGGAGCGUGACCGAGAAAAACGCAGCGAGCGGAAGGAACGUGGUGGUGAGGACCGCAAAGACAGGGAACGGGAGCGUGGAGGCAGCGAACGUCGGGACCGGGACCGAGACCGUGACCGCUCUGAAAAGGAGCGGGACAAGGACCGUGAGAAGGAGAGAGAGAAGGACAAGGACAAAGCUGGUGCAGGUGGCAGCAGUAGCUCUGGAGCACUAGCGUCUUCAGCUUCAGGUGGCAGUGGUGGUAUUGGUAGCAGCCUUGCAGAUAUGGGAGAAAUGGAUGACAAUGAAGAGACCGAUGAGGAUGGUGCAGCAGCAGCAACAUCAGAGGAGGAGCGUGAAAAAGAAGCGAGGGAGAAAGAAAGACAAGCUAGAGCUGAGGCAAGUCUUCGUGAACGUGAAAAAGAAGUUCAGCGGACAUUAGCGACACAUCUCAGAGAUCGUGACAAGGAACGUGAGCAGCAUAAGAGAGAUGAAGCUGUACAACAUUUCAAUGCUCUUUUGGCAGAUCUUGUUCGAAAUUCUGAGCUUGCAUGGCGAGAAGCAAAGCGUCAGUUAAGAAAAGAUCAUCGCUGGGAGCUAGCAGAGUUGUUGGACAGGGAGGAUAAAGAGAAGUUGUUUAACCAACAUAUUGAACAACUCACAAAGAAGAAGAAGGAAAAAUUCAGGGAGCUUCUGGAUGAAACUGAACAAGUAACACUGACCAGCACAUGGAAAGAGAUAAAGAAGAUUAUUAAAGAUGACCCUCGCUACAGUAAAUUUUCUUCAAGUGACAGGAAAUGUGAAAGAGAAUUCAAGGAGUACCUAAAGGAUAAAUUAAUUGCAGCAAAAUCUGACUUCAGGGAGCUGUUACAGGAGACAAAAUUGAUAAACCACAAGUCACUGAAAUUGGUACAAGAUAAUGAAGCUCAUAUACGGGAAAUGGAGGAAAUAUUAAAAAAGGACAAGAGGUACCUGGUACUUGACUAUAUGCCUGAGGAGCGCACAAAGUUGAUUGUUGCUUACCUGGAGGAUUUGGAGAAACGAGGACCACCUCCACCACCUACUGCUUCUGAACCUACGCGCCGACCCACAAAAUAAAUGUAUUGUUUUCAUUAUAAAACUCCUUUUUAUUCACCUAGUGGCUGUUUCUAAGUGCAACAAAAUCAUCUGGUGUCUUGUUUAGCAUCAGGUAAUGGAUUAAAAUUUUCACUGUGUUCGAACUUUGUUUGUGCAAGUCAGGUAGGAAUUUGUACUGGAGAUAAGUUGACAUUAUUGAACUGUAUGUGACGCAUGGAAAUCCGGACUCAAACAGGGAGUUGGAAUAAUAUUUUUUUGGUCUUUUAAGGUCUCAUAUCUUGCAUUGUACAGUCAUACUUUAGUGUCAGGAUCUCAUAUCAUUUGUACUGAAAAUGGAUCUAUGCUGGUUAGAUGAAAAGCAGUUCUCUUUAGUAAUGUGUCUGUACUGAGUUAACUAUUGGUCGCGUGACAGUUUUUCUUUCCGUUAAGUGGUUUUCUAUGCUAUGAGAGACUUCAACAUAUUAAUCAAACGUGCUUAUACAGCUUCGCAUGUGUUUAUAAUAAAGUCUUUAAAAUAGUUAAAGCACUCAGAUCAAUGUGAUUUCUUGUUGAGUAAGUCCUUAAUUUUAUCCCCAACUAGUCCAGAAUACAUACUUAUAGUUUUCAAUGAUUGUGUUUUAAAGUAUGCUUAUGCUAUGUGUAUUUAUUCCUAGCCAUAAUUUCUGAAGAACUGCUGUGGUCUUUUGUCUCUCUAGAACUGUUACAUAUUUAAAGUCAUCAAGCAAGUGAAAUGCAGACUGAGAUAUUCCUCUAUUGGAAUAAUCUAUUUUACAAGACAAAAACAAUAUUGUGCAUUGCAUUAAGUUAAUGUUGACAUUUUUGGGCUAUCCCCUGAAAUGUCAUCCUGUCAUGUACAGAGUUCUUACUCAAAUGUCAGUUUUUCACUUCUUGGAUGAAAGUAUAUUAUUAUUUUCAAGUGAAUACUAUGUUCUUCCUUCUCAUUCACCCCCACCCACUCCACCACACUCCACCCCAUCCCAAUUCCUUACACAUAACUCCCCUCUGUUCUUUUUACAUGAAAAAUUUUUAUCUGCUGAAAUGAUGGUUUUAAUUGUAGUGUACGUGCAAUACAUUAUUUCUUCAUCCAGCCAAGGCUAACACAUUAGUAAUGAGCUGAUGGGACCACAAAAUAUAAUGAAUAUAAUACAUAGAUCAACCUUACUGCAGCUUGUAAAUAAGGCAUUUAUAUUGCUUAAAAAUAUUUGUCACUGAAUGUUAAUAAUUUAAUUCAUAUUGAAUGUCAUUUUUUUCUAUUUUAAAAUGUUGACAUGUGAUUAGUUAUUUGUAUAUUUACAAAAUCUGUGUAAUCUUGCACUUCUCAUGAAUAAAAAUUUCAUGUAGUGACUGUA
Schistocerca cancellata (South American locust) is the source of this 5609-nucleotide messenger RNA. RefSeq names its product transcription elongation regulator 1. Gene Ontology annotation, cellular component: nucleus. Lineage: Eukaryota; Metazoa; Arthropoda; Insecta; Orthoptera; Acrididae. The record is from RefSeq and is a predicted model, not a curated record. The transcript has 19 exons. Bases 25 to 4281 code for a protein of 1418 amino acids. Gene Ontology annotation, molecular function: RNA polymerase binding; transcription coregulator activity.